This is a messenger RNA of Marmota monax (woodchuck), 5934 nucleotides long. RefSeq names its product zinc finger protein 850. The record is from RefSeq and is a predicted model, not a curated record. The transcript is spliced from 7 exons. Gene Ontology annotation, biological process: regulation of DNA-templated transcription. Bases 161 to 4501 code for a protein of 1446 amino acids. NCBI's taxonomy places the organism in Eukaryota, Metazoa, Chordata, Mammalia, Rodentia, Sciuridae.
CGGAGAGGGCGGGCCUCGUCUCUGGGGCGCCUUUGUCUCGGGACCCCGCCAUUCCUCGGAUGCGAGGCCGGGCUGCCAUCAGUCCUCGGGAGGCCCGAGUUCCUCUGCUGCCAGGCGCCGGAGCUCCGCGGGGGAAGGCCGGGCACCCUACGGCCGGGAAAUGGAACCGUUGACAUUCAGGGAUGUUACCAUUGAUUUGUCUCAAGAGGAAUGGGAUUGCCUGGACCCUGCUCAGCAGAAUCUAUAUAAAGAUGUGAUGUUAGAGAACUACCAAAACCUGUUCUUCCUGGCUGUAUAUUCUCAUCAAGUCCAAGACUUUUUGCCAGAGCAGGGAUCAAAACAUUUAUCUCAAAAAGUGAUCAAGGGAAGACAUGGAAGUCAAGGUAUUGAAAAUUUACAUCUAAGGAAAGACUGGGAAAGUGUCAGAGAGAGUGAAGUUCCGAAAUCUUGUCAUAAUGAGCAUAACAAAUGUUUGAUGACUAUCCAUGAUGAAAAUGUCAAUGUCAGCAGACAUCAAGAACAUAUAGCAUCUCAGAAAACAGCUCAAUUUAUUCCAGUCACUUUUGAGGAGCUCUCUGUGUUUCUAAAUACAUAUCCACAGCAGUUUUUGAACCAUAUCUUCCCUCUGAAAGGAAAUUUGGAAAGUCUGAAAUGGAGUCUGUCCCAAGCUUCAGUUAACAACAUGAACAAUUUCAAUUGCAGCAUUGGUUUAAACUUUUACUCAAACAUUUGUAUAGAUAAGAGAGUUAAAAAUAAAGAACAAAUUUCUGAAUGUGAUCAUGUUGAGUGUUACUUCACAAAAAGUCUGCUAUUUUGCAAUCAACAACAAAUUGUUCCUCCUUGUGCCAAAAUAUACAGUUUUAAUCAAAGUAGGGAGGUUCAUGCUUCCCCAUUAUUGCAUAAUCAAAAUUCAGAUAAAGAUAUUUGGAAAGUUUUAUAUGUUUAUAAUAAAACCUCCAAGAACUUUAGCCAAGUCUCUACCCUAUGUAAUUACCAGUGUAUUUAUAUUGGUGAAAAAAAUUGUGAAUGCAGUGAAACUCAUGAAAAUAUUAGCCUUGGUUCAAAUCAUGGAAAACAUCAGUGUGUUCAUUUUACAAAGAACCUUUGCAAAGUUAAUAAACGUGGGAAAGUCUGUCAUCAGAGCUCAAAAGUUAAUAUCCAUUCAAAUAUCCAUAUUGAAGACAAACCUUACACAUGUAAAGAAUGUGAAAGGACUUCAAAGAAAAUUUCAAGCCUUACUCAACACAGAAGAAUUCAUACUGGAGAGGAGCCCUACACAUUUAAGGAAUGUGUCAAAGCUUUCAAUCAAAGCUCAAAUCAUAUUAAUCACCAGAGAAUUCAAACUGGAGUGAAGCCAUACGAAUGUAAAGACUGUAGCAAAGCAUUUAAUAUAAGCUCACACCUUAUUAAACACCAGAGAAUACAUACUGGAGAGAAGCCCUACAAAUGUAAAGACUGUGGCAGAGCUUUUAAUCAAACCUCAACCCUUACUCAACACCGGAUGAUUCAUACUGGAGAGAAACCUUUCAAGUGCAAAGAAUGUGGCAAAGCUUUUAAUCGAAACUCAAACCUUACUCAGCACCGGAGGAUCCAUACUGGAGAGAGACCGUACAAAUGUAAAAAAUGUGGCAAAGCUUUUAAGGAGUGUUCACACCUUAUUAAACACUAUAGAAUUCAUACUGGAGAGAAGCCCUACAAAUGUAAAGAAUGCGGCAAACCCUUUAAAGACCGUUCAGCCCUUACUCAACACCAGAGGAUUCAUACUGGAGAGAAACCCUACAUAUGCAAAGAAUGUGGUAAAGCUUUUAAUCGAAACUCAAACCUUACUCAACAUCAGAGGAUCCAUACUGGAGAGAGACCUUAUAAAUGUAAGAAAUGUGGCAAAGCUUUUAAGGAUUGUUCACACCUUAUUCAACACCACAGGAUUCAUACUGGGGAGAAGCCCUACAAGUGUAAAGAAUGUGGUAAAGCUUUUAAACAAAUUGCAACGCUUACUCAACACCAUAAAAUUCAUAGUGGAGAGAGACCGUACAAAUGUAAUGAAUGUGGCAAAGCCUUUAGGGAUUCUCUAACACUUACUCAACACCACUGGAUUCAUACUGGACAGAAACCCUACAAAUGCAAAGAAUGUGGCAAGACUUUCAUUAGAACUUCACACCUUAAUAAGCACCAGAAAAUUCAUACUGGAGAGAAGCCCUAUGAAUGUCAGGAGUGUGGCAAAGCUUUUAAACGAAGCUCACACCUUACUCAACACCAGAGAGUUCAUACUGGAGAGAAGCCCUAUAAAUGUAAAGACUGUGGCAAAGCUUUCACUCAAAACUCAAACCUUAUUGGUCACCGUAGAAUUCAUACAGGAGAGAAGCCCUACAAAUGUAAAGACUGUGACAAAGCAUUUAAUAUAAACUCACACCUUAUUAGUCACCGUAGAAUUCAUACAGGAGAGAAGCCCUACAAAUGUAAAGAAUGUGGCAAAGCUUUUAACCAAACCUCAACCCUUACUCAGCAUCAGAGGAUCCAUACAGGAGAGAAGCCCUACAAAUGUAAAGAAUGUGGCAAAGCCUUUAAGUCUUGUCCAACCCUAACUCGCCACCACAGGACUCAUAGCGGAGAGAGGGUGCUGACGUCCCUGGGAGCCGGCCUGGCUCGCCAGUGCCGGGAAAUGAAACUGUUGACAUUCAAGGAUGUGGCCGUUGAUUUCUCUGAAGAGGAAUGGGAAUGCCUGGAGCCUGCUCAGCAAAAUUUAUAUGCAGACGUGAUGUUAGAGAACUACAGAAACCUGGUCUUCCUUGCCACAACUUCUCAUCAUAUCCAUGAAUCUCCACCAGAGCAGGAAAUAAAAUCUUUAUUUCAAAAAAUGAUGAAGGGAAGAUACCAUGACAGUGAUAAACCCCACAAAUUUAAAGAAUGUGGCAAAAUUUUUAAUCAGAGAUCACCUCCUGUUAAACAUCCGAGGAUUUAUGCUGGAAAGAAGCCCUGCAAAUCUAAAGAAUGUGGCAGAGUCAUUAACAAUUACUCAACCCUUUCUGAAUGUCUCAGACAUCAUAGCACUGAGGGAAAAAAAAGCUCACUUGGCACUGAACACCUGAUAAUUUGUACUGGAGACAGAUCCCAAAAAUGUAAAGAAUGUGCCAAAGUCUUAAAAAAUGUUUCAAUCCUUACUCAACACCAAAAUACUCAUACUGCAGAGAAGCCCUACAAGUGUGAAGAAUGUGGCAAAGGUUUUAAUAGAAGAUCAUUGCUUACUGAACACCAGAUAAUUCAUACUGGAGAGAAGCCCUACAAAUGUAAAGAAUGUGGCAAAGGUUUUAAUCAAAGAUCAUAUCUUAAAGAACACCAUAGAAUCCAUACUGGAGAGAAGCCCUACAAAUGUAAAGUAUGUGACAAAGCCUUUACUAAAAGUUCCUUUCUUACUGAACACCAUAGAAUUCAUACUGGAGAAAAGCCCUACAGAUGUGAAGAAUGUGGCAAAGAUUUUAAACGAAGAAUAUUGCUUACUGAACACCAGAGAAUUCAUACUGGAGAGAAGCCCUACAAAUGUGGAGAGUGUGGCAAAGCUUUUAUUCGGAGAUCAUUGCUUACUCAACACCAGAGAAUUCAUACUGGAGAGAAGCCCUACAAAUGUGGAGGAUGUGGCAAAGCUUUUAAUCAAAGAUCGUAUCUUAUUUGCCACCAAAGAAUUCAUACUGGAGAGAAGCCCUAUAAAUGUGAAAAAUGUGGCAAAAAUUUUAAUCAGACAUCAAAUCUUAAAAAACACCAGAGAAUUCAUACUGGGGAGAAGACCUACAAAUGUGAAGAAUGUGGCAAAGUUUCUAAUCGAAGAUCAUUUCUUACUGAACACCAGAUAAUUCAUAGUGGAGAGAAGCCCUACAAAUGUCAAGAAUGUGGCAAAGGUUUUAAUCAUAGAUCAUAUCUUAAAGAACAUAAGAGAAUUCAUACUGGAGAGAAGCCCUACAAAUGUAAAGUAUGUGACAAAGCCUUUACUAAAAGCUCCUUUCUUACUGAACAUCAUAGAAUUCAUACUGGAGAGAAGCCCUACAAAUGUGAAGAAUGUGGCAAAGGUUUUAAUCAAACGUCAAAUCUUAAAGAACACCAGAGAAUUCAUAGUGGAGAGAAGCCCUACAGAUGUGAACAAUGUGGCAAAGGUUUUAAUCAAAUAACAAAUCUUAAGGAACACCAGAGAAUUCAUACAGGAGAGAAGCCCUAUAAAUGUCCAGAAUGUGGCAAAUCUUUUAUUCGAAGAUCAUUUCUUACGGAACACCAAAUAAUUCAUACUGGAGAGAAGCCCUACAAAUGUACAGAAUGUGGCAAAGAUUUUAAUCAAAGAUCAUGUCUUAAAGAUCACCAGAAAAUUCAUACUGGAGAGAAACCCUACAAAUGUGGAGAAUGUGCUAAAGCUUUUAUUCGAAGAUCAUUGCUUACUCAACACCAGAGAAUGCAUACAGGAGAGAAGCCCUACAAUGUUAAGAAUAGGGCAGAGGUUUUAAUGAAACACAAAUCUUAAAGAACAGAGAGAGUUCGUAAGCAGAUGGAUGACUCAGGAGGUUGGAUGCAAUCAAAUAAGGAAGAAAUCCCUAGCACCAGUUACGUGGCCCCUCCACAAGCAAAUUAGAGGGAUAAGGGCUUUAAAGGAGCCCACAUUUUUAGGAGGCCUGUAGCAUGUCUGGGUACAGAAAGAUCAGAGAUCAGUCACUGCUAUACUAACCUGAAAGGUAUAAUGUGCAUAGUAUCAGUAUCCUAGGGCAGUAAAGAAGCCACUUCCCUCUAACACCCUACACAGGUCAGAGGAGGGAGCCAUUUUGCAGCUGUGCUGUGGAAAUUGGCACCUGGGGGAGCCUAUUCCAGGGAAACCCAACCUGGACCUAAACUACAAGCCAGGCAGACCCACACCACAUGACAAAGAGAGUGCCUAAGUGAUGAGGAGAACAAACGGGUUUACACGGGGUGAUACAGGUCAUGGAAACCCACCCUGUUUCCUUCUCUCCUUGAGUCCAGCAGCUCACAGGACAACCUGGGAGAGACUUGCCUGCCCAGGAAUUUGAAAGGACAGGAGUGGGGGUGAUUGUGUUUGGAGAUCAAACCCUAGAGAAUAGAAAAAUGGGGUCAGUGAGUGAUGGAGGGGACAAAAGAUUGGUGCCUUAGACACAAGGGGAACCGAGGGGAGAUACUGGAGUUCAGUCCCCCACCAUGGACUGGCAACUGCUGGGACCUGUAGGUACACUGAUUUAAAAUCUUCAUAUCAAUCACCAUUCAAAAAAGAGCAUGGAGCCUACCUCAGCCUAAAUUUCACUUCCAGUAUCUGUUUUCAGGAUCUCUCAGACACCAAUGAUCCCUCCCUGUGUGUGGCACAAACAUCACAUUCCAGCCCACCUCCCACCCAACACUGCUGAGAAGGGAAGCCAAGAAUUUUUUGAACUCCAAUGGAAAUAGCUUUUAAAAGUUUUCAAUAAAACCUUUAAUUUUUUUUUUUAAUUUUGUUUACUGUGAUCUGAGUGAUUCAUGGACAAUUAUACAUAUGCAUAUUUGUUUCUGCUCAUUUCUAGCAUUUUUUGGAGGCAGUUAUUUUUUCAUGGCUUGGCAUUUUGAGGGCUGUUUGAUUAGCAUAUUUUGGUUUUGUAUUCUUUUAGUUCUAACUUAUUUUUACUUUACAUAUUUUUUCUCACUUAUCUAUUUUUCUUGAGUCUCUUUCUUUAAUUCUGCUAACAGCAAAAGUCUAUUCUCUCUUUCACACUUCCUUUAAUUUAUUUCUUCUAUCUUCUCUCCCCCCUCAUAACACCCCAUACUACUAUUGCUUCCAUUUACUCCCUGUUCACUAUGAAAAUUGUAAACCCUUUUGAAAACUUACUGUUUUUAAUGUGGACAAAACCACAUCACAUCAUUUCUGUUUAUUGUGAUAAAUAACAUUGUAGACAUCAAAACAGGAACUAUUUGCUCUAA